Grosmannia clavigera kw1407 is the source of this 3099-nucleotide messenger RNA. Its product is annotated as ankyrin repeat protein. Gene Ontology annotation, molecular function: protein binding. The transcript has 2 exons. The record is from RefSeq and is a predicted model, not a curated record. Lineage: Eukaryota; Fungi; Ascomycota; Sordariomycetes; Ophiostomatales; Ophiostomataceae. The coding region runs from base 1 to 3099 and encodes 1032 amino acids.
AUGUCGCAACACUUAAAGAGGGGCAAGCUCCACGCAAUAAAGCUUAAAGCGAAAUCAAAACUGAAGGGUCUCUUCGUGCAGCCACAGCCUGGGGACACAUCUCCCAGCCCAUCGGCAAACGGCGCACAGCCCAGCGUCUCGCAAGCGAAUAGUACAGAAAUCAUUGCAACUUCCAACGAAUUGCCGGGAGACAGCACGGUGAACGGCACACAACCGGACGUGCAGCAACAGGAUGUCAUAGCGAACGGCACACAGUCUGGCAUCCUGCAAGAGAACAACACCGUGAACAGCACACAACCCGACGCGCUGCAACAAGACACCAUAGUGAACAGCCCGUCAGAAGCAGCUAGUACGACACCUCAACCUCCCCAAGGCCCUUCACCCGAGCUUCAGCAACAGUUGUCAAAACUUCCCGAAGAUCACUCGCCCAAGCCUUCUAGUAUACAGCCGCAAGACCUUCCCAAAGCCCAUUCGCCAGAGCCUCGUGUGCCUGAGGCUCAGCCACUCUGGGACCGCGCGUACACUGCCCUGACGAAGGACCAAGAGACGCUGGUGAAGGAGUAUGAAGAUUUGCUUUCGAGGGAGGCUCAAACGACAGGUGCCGCAUCGGAAAAUGCCAGCAACGGUGGCCAACUUCGCCGCGCUCAGCUCGCCGCCGUCAUAGAACAGGGCCUGCGUCGCAUGGAUGAGAACAAAUUGAAAUACACCAUCGCCAGCCACGAGUUCAACUUGACAGAGCAGAUCGACAGCGCCGCACGCUUUGUACUGUGGGCAAAAAACUUGGUCAGCGAGGGAGCCAAAGCGUCUCCAGAGGCAUCUGUCGCAUGGGCGGGCGUCUGCAUCAUCCUGCCGCUGCUCACAAACCCCACGACGGCGGCCCAGGCUAACAACGACGGUUUUGUCUAUGUCACCGCCCGCUUGCGCUACUACACGGCUUUGGAGGAGCUGGUGGAGCGCCUCGGCCGCAAUGAGGAGGUUAGUAAAGCGCUGUUCGAAGAGACCACCACCCACCUCGUCGACCUCUACCAGCAGAUUCUCGCGUUUCAGCUUCAGAGCGUCUUGCGGUUCUACCGUGGCCGGAUCAAGGCCUUUGCGAAGGACGCAAUCUUGCCAAAGGACUGGAAACAGAUGCGUAACGACAUCAAGACACGUGAAGAAACCAUCAACACAGACCUGGCCCAGAUGAACGGGCUCAUGGCGCGGCAAGAGCUGGAGCGUCUGAACGUGACCAGCAAGGAUGUGCGUGAUACCCUUUUGGACGUCUUGGAUAUAUCUAAGAAGCGACUAAAGAUGCAACAAAAAGAAGCACGGCAGCAGCUGUCAAAUAAAAGUAAAGAGUGCCUUCGGCUCUUUUACCUCGCCGAAAGCGCAGAUAAGGCGACUUACGAUACGUUCAAGGGCCGUGUGGAAGACCGUCUCGACGGCACAUGUCGGUGGUUUCUUGAAAAUUCCAUCUUCCAAAACUGGCUGGGGCAAGAGUCCGGUCCAUUGCUGGUCUCUGCAGAUCCUGGAUGCGGCAAAUCCGUCUUGGCCAAGUCGCUUGUCGACAAUGAGCUGUCGAAGCAGGCAGCGACUGUGUGCUACUUUUUCUUUAAAGACCAGGUCCAAAACAGAGUCCACCAAGCACUGUGUGCUCUCCUGCACCAGCUUUUCUUUCAGAACCCAAACCUAAUCAAGCACGCAAUGGAGACAUUUAAGAACAAGGGGUCCGCUCUGAUCUAUUCGACAGAAACGCUUUGGACAAUACUCGGCAAUGCGGUACGGGAUCCUAGGGCGGGGCAGGUCACAUUUGUCUUGGAUGCGCUUGAUGAAUGUUCCCCGUCCGAGUUUGACAGCUUGCUGAUAGAAUUGGGGAAUUUGUUCUCUGGCAGCACCCGUCCAAAUCUCAAGGUCGUUAUGACAACCCGUCCGUACGAGAAUAUCUUAGUCCAGUUCCGAAGCUGUUUUAGGGACCCUGAGACAGUUCACAUUCCGGGCCAGGAAAGUCCAGAUGUCAUUCGCGACGAGAUCAACCUCGUCAUCGAACACCGUGUCAAGAAACUAGCACAAGACAAGAAUCUUCAAGAUAAAGUCGUGGACAGCUUAAAACAAAGGCUAUUUGCCGUUGAGCACCGCACAUACCUCUGGGUAUACCUCGUCUUUGACUACUUAAAAAAGGAGGUGUUCCAAAAAACGAAACAGGGGGUCAACAAAGUCCUCGGCGUGCUUCCGAGGACUGUCAACGAAGCCUACGAGAAGAUCCUAAGCAAGUCCAAGGAGCCCAGAACUGUUCGGAACAUCUUGUGUAUCAUCCUGGCCGCGAGCCGACCGCUGACACUGCGGGAGAUGAAUGUGGCUGUGAAUGUGGGCGAGGUCACCGACGGAAAACUGGAACCACCCAGUAUCGACGACAUUGAUCUGGGGGACGAGAACGACUUCAAAAUCUAUCUUCAAGAUUUGUGUGGAUUGUUUGUCUCAGUGUACCAGGGCAGCAUAUUUUUUCUGCACCAAACUGCUCGGGAGUUUCUCCUCGCCACAGAUCUGUCAACAGGAUCAACAGCAAUAUCGUCUGAGCCGUCUUGGCAGCAGUCCAUCACCAUUAAGGAUGCGCACGCGUGUCUCUCUAGGGUUUGCGUGCUCUAUCUGCUUGUUUUCGACUCUGACACCGAACGCAUAUUAGACGAAGAUGCCCGCUGCGCAUUGUUCUCUUACUCGGCGAUAAACUGGACCACCCAUUUCCGCGAUGCUUAUACCGCCGAUAAUGAUGCCAUCGUUCCUAUCGCGUUGCGCCUCCACACAUCGGCACCACUUUUCUCAGAAUGGAUUACGCGCUAUUGGAGUGCUACAUAUAACGAUAGCCCGCCCGGAAACCUUUUAGGCAUUUUAUCAGCGUCGGCAAUUGCCCAAGAUUGCUUCGUUAAGUGCCUGCUUAGUAGCGCCGACGUCGAGACGAAGGAUACAGAAUACGGCCAAACGCCGUUGUCGUGGGCCGCUAAAAACGGGCACGAGGCCGUUGUUCAACGACUGCUCGAACACGGCGCCGACGUUAAGACGAAGGAUAAUAAAGGCCGAACGCCGUUGUCGUGGGUCGCUUUACACGGGCGCGAGGCCGUUGUUUAA